Molecule: messenger RNA, 1306 nt
Organism: Ruditapes philippinarum (Manila clam)
Lineage: Eukaryota; Metazoa; Mollusca; Bivalvia; Venerida; Veneridae
Product: actin, cytoplasmic-like
Exons: 2
Coding region: 140-1288 (382 amino acids)
Source: RefSeq, a predicted model, not a curated record
UAUUAUUCAACAAAACUAAUAUAACAUCAAUAUCUUCUCUGUGAACUACAUGUAUUAGUAAUUCAUAUGAAGACCACACUGGCCGACGGACGGGAAAUCAAUUUAAUAAGUCGACCUUUUGUUUGCAUAAUUCAGUGUCAUGAGUUUCAAUUACGCGCAAGAUGAUGACAUUCCCGCGGUUGUCAUUGACAACGGUUCACACCUCUGUAAGGCGGGGUUUGCAGGAGACGAUGCUCCAAGAUCCAUAAUUCCGCCUCUUAUUGGCAGACCGCGGUACAUGUACGAAAACUGGAUGGUAGGCAUGGAUGGAAAAGACGCGUUCAUUGGAGACGAAAUACAAAAUAAAAGAGAUGUACUUGCAAUUAAUCAACCAAUCAAAAAGGGUAUCAUAACCGACUGGGAUGACAUGGAGAAAAUAUGGCAAUAUAUAUUUGAUAAAGAACUGCACGUGUCACCUGAGCACCAUCCUGUGUUACUUACAGAUGUCCCAUUAAAUCCUAAAAUCAACAGAGAAAAAAUGUGCGAAAUAAUGUUUGAAACGUUCAACACGCCACUAUUUUCUGUUUCAUUAGCGGGUGUCCUCGGGAUGUACUCCUCAGGCAACUUUUCGGCUAUUACACUUGAUGUAGGUCACGAGGUCUCCCACGUGAUUGCAAUAUAUGAAGGAUAUAUAUUAAAACACGCGAUUGAUCGUAUGAAUUUUGGUGGUAAUGAUUUGACGGACUACUUGUUACAAAUGUUAAAUGGCGAACGAAGCCAUUCUUUAACUUGCAAUAGCGACAAAGAAAUAGUUCGUAAGAUGAAAGAAUCAUUAGGUUACACAGAACUUGAUUUUGAGAAAACAAUGAAUUGUACCGAGUCUAGUAUCGAAAAUAUAUAUGAGCUACCUGAUGGACGUAGGCUUACAGUUGGGAACGAAAGGUUCCGGUGUACAGAGCCACUUUUUCAACCACAUUUACUCGGCAAAGAUUUCCCAGGAUUACAUCAGUUCUUAUAUUCUAGUCUUAUGAAAUGUGAUAUUGACACCAGGAGGGAUAUAAUGCGUAACGUGAUAUUAUCAGGCGGAUGUACGAUGUUCACAGGGCUGAGGGAAAGAAUGGUUAAGGAAUUGACGGAUUUGGUUCCAAAAACGAUGAAGGUGAAGGUUAUAGCACCCCCUGAAAGAAAGCUAAGUGUCUGGAUUGGAGGUUCAGUUCUAGCUUCUUUAUCUAUGUUCCAAAAUCUCGCCAUUUCAAAACUGGAUUAUGAGGAAAAUGGCACCAGAAUUGUGCAUUUAAAAUGUACAUGAGUAUAAAUAUAUAGCUUG